AGUGGGCAGGGUCUCAUUGAGCCCGGAAGGCAGUAGGAGGCUGGGCACCCAGCAUGCGGAUGCGGGAGCGGGAGCCCGGUGGGCGCGGCCGCGAGAGCUGCUGACUGCGUCGUGGGAUCCGGAGCCGGUGGCGGCGCGCGGAGCAGCCCUCUCUAUAGCCUGGAAAAAAUGACAGAUCUCGUAGCUGUUUGGGACGUAGCACUGAGUGACGGAGUCCACAAGAUUGAAUUUGAGCAUGGGACCACGUCAGGCAAACGAGUUGUGUACGUGGAUGGGAAGGAAGAGAUAAGAAGAGAGUGGAUGUUCAAAUUGGUGGGCAAAGAGACCUUCUGUGUUGGAGCUGCAAAGACCAAAGCCACCAUAAAUAUAGAUGCCAUCAGUGGCUUCGCCUAUGAGUACACGCUGGAAAUCGACGGGAAGAGCCUCAAGAAGUACAUGGAGAACAGAUCAAAGACCACCAACACCUGGGUGUUGCACUUGGAUGGCGAGGAACUGAGAGUUGUUUUGGAAAAAGACACUAUGGACGUAUGGUGCAAUGGUCAGAAAAUGGAGACGGCGGGCGAGUUUGUAGAUGAUGGAACUGAAACACACUUCAGCAUUGGGGACCACGACUGUUACAUCAAAGCCGUCAGCAGCGGGAAGAGGAGAGAGGGGAUCAUCCAUACACUCGUUGUGGAUAAUAGGGAGAUCCCAGAGCUUACUCAGUGACACCUUCUGAGUGAGUUCUGAGCUGAAGAGGUGACCUCAGGACUCGCCGGACGGCUGUGGUAAUUAAAUGUGUCAAUAUGUACAUAUUGGUAGAUUUAGUCUGCAAUGUUUUUAUUUUUAUCUUUUGUUACUUGAAACUGUAAUAUUCCAAUGGUCAAAAAAAAUAGACUCAUAAAAAUUUAUUUUUUAACUAAUGUAAAAUGUUUCUAAUUCAAAUGGAAAAUAAAAUGUGAACCAAACCACUAACAUCUCACAGUAGAAACCUUGACUGUAGUGAACACUGUAAAUAAAAUGGUGCUGCUGGCUGUGC
This is a messenger RNA of Grammomys surdaster, 1018 nucleotides long. RefSeq names its product fas apoptotic inhibitory molecule 1. Lineage: Eukaryota; Metazoa; Chordata; Mammalia; Rodentia; Muridae. The transcript is spliced from 5 exons. Gene Ontology annotation, biological process: positive regulation of neurogenesis; canonical NF-kappaB signal transduction; negative regulation of extrinsic apoptotic signaling pathway via death domain receptors. The coding region runs from base 169 to 708 and encodes 179 amino acids. The record is from RefSeq and is a predicted model, not a curated record.